CACUCGCACUCGCACAGCCUGUUUACGAUGCACUCGCACACGCAUUCGCCGCAGGAGACGCAGGCCAAGGCUGAUCUUCUGGAGCAUCACCAGGCCGGGUCGCGCAUAACACUGAUCGGCAUGGGGGCCAACCUGGGGAUGAGCGUGGCCAAGGGCGCAGCUGGCAUCGUGUUCCAUAGCUCGGCGCUGGUGGCAGAUGCAGCGCACUCGCUGAGCGACAUCCUGGGCGAUGUUGUGACGCUGUAUACGUUCCGCAAGUCGAGGCGACCUGUGGAUGCCUCGCAUCCGUUUGGGUAUGGGCGGUAUGAGGCGCUGGGCACGCUGGUGGUCAGUGGGUUCUUGGUUGCGGCUGGAGUUGGAAUUGGCAUGCAUGCGCUGGAGCAAGUGUACUCGCUGCUGCCGAUGCUGUCAAGCACGCCAGCGGCUGCUACGUCGUCGGAGUCGGUGGGCAUGGAUUCCAGAGCCAUCUGGUUUGCUGUCGCAUCGAUUGGAAUCAACGAGGCGCUGUUCCAGGCGACGAUGAAGGUCGGCCGACGCACAAAAUCCGAUGUCCUGGUGGCCAACGCCUGGCACCACCGCAGCGAUGCGCUGACCAGUCUAGUCUCGGUGGGGGCUAUUGGCGGCGCCAUCAUGGGGUUCCCAGUGCUGGAUCCGCUGGGCGGGCUGGUGGUCAGCGCGAUGCUGGCAAAGAGCGGCGGCGAGAUGGCCAUGGACGCCAUCAACGAGAUCACCGAC
Linderina pennispora is the source of this 735-nucleotide messenger RNA. RefSeq names its product cation efflux protein. Lineage: Eukaryota; Fungi; Kickxellomycota; Kickxellomycetes; Kickxellales; Kickxellaceae. Gene Ontology annotation, molecular function: monoatomic cation transmembrane transporter activity. Gene Ontology annotation, biological process: monoatomic cation transport; transmembrane transport. Gene Ontology annotation, cellular component: membrane. The record is from RefSeq and is a predicted model, not a curated record. The transcript has a single exon. The annotation marks the transcript as partial.